UUCAGCACCUGCAGUAUGUUGCAUUGAAUUUGUCUGUUCUAAUCUAAUGAAAGCUAAUGUCCUAGUGUAAAAAAAAUAUUGUGGGACUGGGCCUGAUAGUGGGAAACGAUAUGAGGUUGGAGAGACAAGCUGUGUGUGGCUGAUAGACAGUAUAGUACACAUAGAUUAGGGGAAAUGUGACUGGUUCAAGUUCCAGGUAAAUUCACCCUGAAGGAACUCAGCACUAGGGCCUGACCUGCAAACCAGUGGAUAUCCGGUUCAUGUUCUAUUAGAUCCAGUGUCAAUAAUACCAUCCUGUAACCCACUAAUGCCGGAAAUAAUUGUCUCAAAACCAUGGGGCAGUCUGCCUCUGGUAUCCGAACCCAUUUACAUACCUCGUUAUUUUCUCUUUUGCCCUAUUUAUUUAUUUUUGUAACUUAUGGUAAUUGUUACAUCUUGCACCGUACUGCUGCCGCAAAACAACACAUUUCACGACAUGUGUCAGUGAUAAUAAACCUGAUUCUGAUAUCUUUGGACCGGGAUAGACGUGAGAAGGCGGUGCAUAUGCAGCGUUUUUCCGCAUUUUAUUCUUUCCCCCAGAAAGAGGAAGCUCCCUGAUAUUAUUAUUUAGAGGGCAUUUUCUCACUCGGAUGCCUUUAAUGAACACCCAUAUAAAAAGGACAAAACAAUCAGUCUGUUUCAAAGAAAGGGUUUGCAUUUUCCUACAGUGCCUUCGACACAUGUCAAUGUGGCCCCAAGAUGUUUUCCGAUCUCGAACUGUCAGCACCUGUCGCGGUGGAGAGAGGAUAUCAGACAGUUGCCGCACGGCCCAUGGAAAUCAAGCCCGGGCUUCAGAUUCUGGGUGAUGGGUAAAGACCGGGCUGGAACGGGGCAGGGUCACCGCCCGCUCUCCGUGCCCUCUGCAACAGCCCAACGUUGGCUCUUCACCCUGCUAACCCUUGGAGUAAUAUACCGGGAAUCUCUCACAGUCCCAGAGGAUGUCCCCUCCCUUGGUCAUCCACUGGGCGCCCGCCUUUGAUGCUGAACCUCCGACCUCAGAUGAAUUAAUGGGCCGCGGCAGCGAAAGGGUUAAACGCACAGCAAAAGCUCCUCCUGGCUGGGUGUUGUGAUUGGCGCGGCAGAAAGGAGGCGGAGAGUCAAAGCAAGAGAGUGCAAAAAAAAUCAGUUGUCAGUGAGGAAAUAGCAGUUCCAGGGCGAGAGAGGUGGAGGGGAAGAGGGGAGGGAGACUGAGAGAGAGAGAGAGACAGGGGCCGGCGGGUUCCGACCUCCCAUUCUCACCCAACUCGGGAGCAAGAACUGGCCGCGUCUCCUUCAAUAUGCAGCCUCCCGCCUAGAGGAAACGAGGAGCCACUCUCCAUCCCCCGAGGGCAGACCCUGGUCCAACGGGGGCAGCAGCCGCCGCAGAGACGGGGUCACAUCUCCUCCUCCUCCUGCUCCAAAAUCCAACGAAGGCAGAGAGCCGAUGUUCGCCUGACUCCGGGACACAUCCAGAGGUGCCGCCGUUUUACCGCAGCGGGACACGCCUUUUGCACCGCUGAGACACAUCGCCAUUAAACGCAGUGCAGCGAGGCAUCAGGCGCGGCGCCUCCAACGCACCGGAGAGCUGCUCUUCGCUACAAGCUGCAGAAGGGCUUGGAUUAAUCCUGAUGUUUGCUUUUUGCACCGGACCCGCUGCCGUGCACGUCUGCAAGGUCCGGAGAGCAGGGUCGCCACCCUCCGCCCACACACAGUGAGCUCUCCCCCCCCAACACUCGUCUGCGGCUUCGUCCAGCGGCGGCGCCCUCUGAAGGAACACGGCCAACCCUCUACCCCCCUCCUCAGCCCCGCCAGCCAAAUCUCCGGGCCGCCAGCUCAGCCAUGGGCACCGUGCUCUCCCUGUCGCCCAGUUACAGGAAGGCGGCACUCUUCGAGGAUGGUUCGGCCACCGUGGGUCAGUACACGGCCGUGCAGAACAGUAAGAACUCCAAGGACAAGAACCUCAAGCGCCACUCCAUCAUCUCUGUGCUGCCCUGGAAACGCAUCGUGGCCGUCUCCACCAAGAAGAAGAACUCCAAGAAGGUCAACCCCAACAACUACCAGAACAACGUCACCCACCUCAACAACGAGAACUUGAAGAAGUCCCUCUCCUGCGCCAACCUCUCCACCUUCGCUCAGACCCAAGCCCCGGCCCAACGCGUCAACCAAUUGCCCAGCAGCAAGAACGCCGUCUCCUCGGUGAAGAAAACUCCCCACGGGACGUCCGGCAGCUCCAGCUCCCCCAAGAGGGUCAUCGUCCAGGCUUCCACCAGCGAGCUGCUGAAGUGCCUGAGCGAAUUUCUGUGCCGCAGAUGUUACCGCCUCAAGCACUUGUCACCCACCGACCCGGUGCUGUGGCUCCGCAGUGUGGACCGCUCGCUCCUGCUGCAGGGUUGGCAGGAUCAAGGCUUCGUCACGCCGGCUAACGUGGUCUUUGUUUACAUGCUGUGCCGGGACGUGAUUUCAUCGGAGGUAGCCACCGAGCACGAACUGCAAGCCACCCUGUUGACCUGCCUCUACCUGUCCUACUCCUACAUGGGCAAUGAGAUCUCCUACCCGCUCAAACCUUUUCUAGUGGAGAGCUGUAAAGAGGCUUUCUGGGACCGCUGUCUCAGUAUAAUCAACGCCAUGAGUGCGAAAAUGUUGCAAAUUAACGCGGAUCCUCACUUCUUCACUCAGGUCUUCGCCGACCUAAAGAGCGAGAGCGGCCAGGAGGAACGAGGCAGAGUAUUGAUCGGGUUAGACCGGUGAUUGUUCGCCGGGGCCCUCAAGACUCAUCGAUACAUCUACCGAGACAGCUCGAUUGAGUGUGCAUCCUUUUUGUUCUUUUGUUCCAUUGGGGUCUAGUACAAAAGAGAUUUAUUCCAUGCUGCUAAAGGUGUUUUAGAACAAAUAUAAAAUCGGUCCUGCAAAAACGGCACGUUUUCCUCUCUCUCUCUUUCUCUAUCUGAAUCGCUCCAGUGGUAUUGUGCAUGCAAACUAUCUGUGUCCCUGACAUCAUCUUAGUACAACUGACUCUCGCAACAAGAACCCCACUUGGCAAGAAAAAAACACCCUAAGGAAAAUAUCGAGUAUUUGGGCUUUUUUUGGGGGGGGGGGUUAAACAUUUAAGAUAAGUAUUUAUCAACAUGGAGACUGGGGUAGGGAGUUUUUUUUUGCCGUUCUCGGAUGCACGUGUCUGUGUUUCUCUGAAUCAGGUGACUGCGAAGCCUGCAAAAGGAUGUGCCAUUUUCACAGGAAGUCUGUCAGAUGGGCUUCAAGCUGUACAUUCUGGAAGUGCUAAUAUAUGAAGAUGUUUCCCAGUGCAAUUUGUUAUUUAAGAACAAGUGAAAAUCUCUGUUGACCAAACGGUGUUAUUUGUUGUAUGUAUGUGUGUAGGGUGUGCGUGUGUAUGUAUGUGUGUGUGAGUGAGUUUAAGGAUUUUGGUGUCACAAUGCUGUAAACAGCGACGGCUGUAUUUUACGUUGAAAUUUUUUUAAUUUUUAUUUAUUUUUGUACUGUGAUGAAUAAACUGCACUGAUCAUUCAUGA
Molecule: messenger RNA, 3545 nt
Organism: Pristis pectinata (smalltooth sawfish)
Lineage: Eukaryota; Metazoa; Chordata; Chondrichthyes; Rhinopristiformes; Pristidae
Gene: cdk5r1b
Product: cyclin-dependent kinase 5, regulatory subunit 1b (p35)
Exons: 1
Coding region: 1858-2766 (302 amino acids)
Biological process (GO): brain development; positive regulation of cyclin-dependent protein serine/threonine kinase activity; activation of protein kinase activity
Cellular component (GO): protein kinase 5 complex; cytoplasm
Molecular function (GO): protein kinase binding; cyclin-dependent protein serine/threonine kinase activator activity
Source: RefSeq, a predicted model, not a curated record